Hyalella azteca is the source of this 4027-nucleotide messenger RNA. RefSeq lists its product as uncharacterized. The transcript has 6 exons. Lineage: Eukaryota; Metazoa; Arthropoda; Malacostraca; Amphipoda; Hyalellidae. Bases 182 to 3376 code for a protein of 1064 amino acids. The record is from RefSeq and is a predicted model, not a curated record.
AAAGGUCAAAUUGAUACCUAAAUCAAUUUCUGGCUUUGCACUUGAACAUAUAAUUGUUAUGAGUUAUUAUUAGACAAAACUUGUCCAUAGACGCGUAAAAAGACGAGAAUUUUUUAGAAGUUGCUAAGGGAAAGAGACAAAGAGAGUCUGUGAGAUCUCUUUGUGGUCAGCGCUGCGUCUGAUGAUGGACGACGACGAAAAUGAGCUGAGCUGCCAGUUGCGGGCGCUGCAGGCGGCGCUGGCGCGCAAGAGCCGUCAGCUGCACCGCUACGACCGACUCCUCCAGACCAGACGCCACGCACGCGCGCGACGCGGAAAAACGCAGCAAGAUGGGCCAGACAGGAAGUCCGAGCGAGAAACCGGCCCCGAAGCUCCCUGUCCUGCUACCCGACGACUGUCCGCUGGAACACCAAACGAUAUAAACGCCCCUGGACUCAGUGGCCGAUGCCCUGCUAGGUCACCUCAAGCUGCCAAGCCAGUAGCAAACACAGGCUGGGGUGAAAAUAUUACAGAAGAACCAGCAACCGUUAGUCAAUUUCAUGCGUUUAGUAAUGACUCUGAUCGGUGGUUGAGAGACCCACCCUCGGCCAAAUCGGAUCAAAUGAUCGAUAGAGCAGUGAACGAAAUAAUUCAUGCUGAGUUGAAACAAUGUGAGCCUACGGUCCGGCACACGGGAGUGCAUGCAUCAGAUUCUGAAACACCGUUUCUUUCGGUGACAGUCACUGAUAAAGUUAACAAUCGGUCGGAAUCAACGGCUGGCUCGACUAUUGAGCCACUUCAGAUAGCCUCUGUAAAUUCAGCAGCUAGAUCCAUGACAGACGCUGCUCCAUGUGAAGCGGACUCACAUAUUCUGUCUGAUUCUGAUAAUACACAUCGGACCGAAAUUAUAAAAUUCGCUAUGAACGAUACCAGGUCACUUGACGAGAGCAAAUUGCCCGAUAACUUUCAGAUGAAUGAUACCUCUCCUACUGAAUUCGGCGGCAAUACUUCGAGGCUGGCUUCUCUUGAUGUGUCUGAGACAAUUUGUGCUGAAACUAAGAAAAAUGUGACCUUCCGAGAUGGCUCUCCCGAUAUUUUUUUCGUUUCUCAGGCUCCUACCAGCGUAGCUGACGAUGACGUCAAUGUUGUUCAGGAGACGGAAGAAUCUUCCACUGAAGACGAGGGCAAUGUGAUUAGUACACCAGCAACUAUGGCGCAUCAGUGUUUUGCUCCAUUCGGUAACCAAGCAAAAGACGAGAGAGGUCCGCGUAAAAACCGUGGGUGUCAUACUAGGCCUGGUUCUGUUUUUACGUCGACUAAACUUCAAGAUUUACUUGGCAAAUCGAGUAAUUUGCAAUCACUCAAGAAAGAAAUAACAGUGACCGAGGAACUCGAACUUCUCACUUCUCAGCAGAAUGAUUUAAAAAAGUGUAAAGAAAUUAACGAAAGGAUCGAUGUUCAAAUUCAUUCUGUUCCUGGUAUUGGAAGCGGCUCUCAUUUUUUCAGGGAAGACAAAGAAAAUUCACCUGAUUCAUCACCAAUCGCUUCGUCUAACGUUCGUUUGGCAAGCUCCUUAGAGUCAACUUGCCUGUCGCCGAUCAUCCCAAAAGACAAUUAUCAAUUUCGUCAUGACAAAUUCCAUUCUAGGAAACGUAAGCCAGAGCAUGAAGUUACUCUGAAAGCGAAAAAGGCUCAUAUAAGCAGUAAUCCAGGCAUGAAUGUCAGUCCUCGCCUACCCACAGAACGCCUAUGCGGUGAAAAGCUCGAGGAAAAGGCGAAGCGUCUUUCUGAUAUUGAAGACUCGACUAACGUACCAGUAAUUAAUGACACGCACAACUCGACAGCAGAACGGACCACGCUGGAGGUAGCUGACGUGCACGAAGGCGUCUUCCGUCGCUGUUACCAUCUUCAGAAGGACAAUAAUGUGAGGAUACUUCGGUGUUGCGUGCAACCUUGCAAUAACUCCUCAGGUUUUUGUUACAUUUUGCUGCUUCACGCUACGGGGCUUCAGAUAUGGUCAGGAGAUACAGCAACCCCUGAGAUGAGUUGGAUCAAAGUGACGGAAGAAAGCUACGACUUUUUACCAAAUGAAGGUGUUCCCGAGAGGUUGUUUGUUAGUAGUUUGCUGACUAGAUCGGUACACCCUAAAGACGAUUGCUGUGUCGAUGUGACUGCUGCAACUGAGUUACGAUGUCACGUUCAAAACACAACCACCGUGGUGCCUCCUCUGGAGAUUACUGAAGAGUUUGGAACUAAAGUUUCUCCGAGAGCUGCGAAUGAACUUUCUGAAACGUACGGUACAAUUUCUCCUUCCUACCCUCGCAGUCGCUUCUCCCAGCCGUCGAGAGCUGAGAUCUUCACGUCGUCAUCGCAAACAGCCACAAAAAAUUCUGAAUCGACGUCACUCAGCCGCUUUGUUAUCAUUUGGCCUCUUAAUUCGACGGGAACUUGGCGCGCAUUGUUGGUAGAGCUUGAUGCGCGGCAUAAUUGUAUAGUAGACCCACAAAUCUCACUGCUGGCAACGGAUUUUAAACUGCCAGGAACUGAGCGUGAAGAAGUUCUCUGUUGUGGCUGUGGAGGCUGGAGCCUUGCCCUCGCCUACAGCUCUACAAAUGAAGAGAGCAAUGUCAGUGUGAUAGAGCUGGAGGUUGUCCAUAGAGAGCGGUGGCAGCGACAAGAACUGUUAUGUGAAGUACGCCGUCUCAACACUACUUUCUUCUCAACGCCUCUUCGAGGUCUCAUGCCUCUGAUCUCGUCUUCGAAUCUGAAUCAGUUUACUGGCGUGGUUUUGGGCAUUGGUGACGAAUUCAUUUUCUUGCUGGAUACAAGACUCGACGUUUUAUUGAAGAAGAUCCCUCUCAACUGGAGUCCUUUGACUAUGGUAUUACAGAAAACUACUGGCUCUGGGGACCAAUUGGCAUCUUGUACCUCUGGUGCUAAUGAAUGGGAGGCGUCUUCCGCAUCUGAAAAUAAUUCAUCUACCGCUGUCGAUAAUAUUGACUUCACAGCUCAUGUAGAGUUAGGCCAAGGUGAAGAAGACAUCGCUGGAUCUAUUCAACAUUGUGAAUCAGCAACGAAGUCUUUUAAUAACGAGGCUAUUAUCGAAACCAUCGCCCUGGCUGUUCAUCAUCGAGAUCGGCUGGAGCUGCUGUGCCGGGAUUCGAGGGGGCGCUGGGUGAGCUGUUCCUGCGACCCAAGCUCCUCUCGGCUGGGUUUUAAUACUCGCGUUUUGACUGCCAAUGACGGGAAUUCGUCGUCGCCCUUCAGUGAACAGAAGCUCUCUUCCUCUGCAAUAUCCGGAGCUGCAUUGAUGGCGUCUGGUCAAAUUAUAAUAGUAGAGGAUUCUGGACUUAUUUUUUCAUUGCAAAAUCAGAAUAAGAACAACAUUUAUAAGUAACAGUGGAAGGAAUUUAAGCUUUUAUGGCUAUUCGGCGUUUUUGGCUGUACUUGAAUAACUCCUUAUUAAAUUUGGCCGGUAAAGUAGUCUGUAGAAUGGCCGAAGAGUCCCAGACAAGUGCUAAUCAAAUUUAAGCCACGCGUUUUCGAAGAGUCUGAACAGGAGGAGAAACAGCUCAUCUAGUUUGUAUGAUUGCGCUUAAAUCUGGUCGUAAAAUACGUCAGACUUACCGUUAUUGAGGCGGCGAACGUCGUAGCCACGAUAUCUUGAAAUACUGUCAUGGUUACUAAGGAGUGCAGUGUCACGGUAGAGUGCAGUGUCACGGUAGAGUACAGUGUCACGGUAGAGCACAGUGUCACGAUAGAGUGCAAUGUCACGGUAGAGUACAGUGUCACGGUAGAGUACAGUGUCACGGUAGAGUACAGUGUCACGGUAGAGUACAGUGUCACGGUAGACAGAAAACUGGUAGAGUACAGUGCCUCAAUACAGAGUACAUGGAAGAGUACAAUGUCAUGAUAGAGUACAGUGCCUCAGUAUAGUGUUGUUCGAGUCGGCACUGCAACGUUUGACGUUUUGAAGUACCGCUCUUCUCAUUAUAGAUAAAUUAUAAACAGGAAAGGUGAUUUUUUUUGGAUUGCGAUAUGCUGUUUU